AUGACGCACCCUUCUUGCUGCCACUCUGAGGCUCCAGACAAAAGGCCCCACAUGUCUCGGGGCGCUGUCCCUGGGCUCGCUCUGCUGCUGCUGCUGCUGCUGCUGCUGCUCUAUGCUCUCGUCGUCGACCAAAUCGAUCAAAUCAUCUUGCUGCUCUUCCUCCACCUGCUGCUGCUGCUGCUGCUGCUGCGGGGGAAGCGGAAGUGCCACAAAGAAACAGCAGCAGCACCAAUGCCUGGAGCAGACGACGAGGAAGCAGCAGCAGCAGAAUCUGAGGAAGCAGCAGCAGCAGAAGACAGCGAGAGACUUGGCCGCUCACGGUCUCGGCGUGAAGACGAAGCUGAAGAAGAGAAAGCGGCAGCAGCAGACUCUGGAGAAGAAGCAGCAGCAGCAGCAGGAGGCCGAGAGGAAGCAGCAGCAGAAGCAGACUCGCGCGACGAGGAUGUUUCGGAAGCAGCAGCAGAGUCCAGGGGCCGCGCAGCAGCAGCAAGAGAGUCGAGAGAAGAAGCAGCAGCAGCAGAAGACUCUGACGACACGGCAGCAGCAGCAGAAGACUCUGAGGAGGAAGCAGCAGCAGCAGCAGAGUCCCGCGAUGCAGCAGCAGCAGCAGGCGAGGACCGCGACGAAGCAGCAGCAGCAGCAGACUCCAGAGACGAAUCCGCUGACGCAUCAGCAGCAGACUCCAGGGGCCGCGCAGCAGCAGCAGCAAGAGCAGCAGCAGCUUCUCGCAACGAAGCAGCAGCAGCAAGCUCUCGCCGCGAAGAAGCAGCAGCAGCAAGGAGGUCUCGCCGCGAAGCCUCAGCAGCAGCAGCUUCUCGGGAAGAAGCAGCAGCAGCAGACUCCGACGAGGAAGCAGCAGCAGCAGACUCUGACGAGGAAGCAGCAGCAGCAGACUCUGACGAGGAAGCAGCAGCAGCAGACUCUGACAAAGAAGCAACAGCAGCAGCAGAAGACCCUUUUGCUGUUGCUGAAGAUCUCCAAGCAGCAGCAGAAAGGGCUCAAGCAACAGCAGAGGCCCUGGAGGAAGCAGCAGAGGAGGCGCUAGAGGCAGCAAAAGCUGCGCGUGACAGCAGCAGCAGCAGCAGCAGCAGCAGGGGAGAAGCAGCAGAGGAGCGCUUCGGGGCCCUCCCCGAGGACAGGCCUCGAUCCCAGGAGUUCGAAAGACGAUCCCAGGAGUCCGGGAGGCGAUCCCAGGAUCGAGUUGACGGGGAUCGAUCCCAGGAGUUCGAAAGACGAUCCCAGGAGUCCGGGAGACGAUCCCAGGGAGUAGAAAGACGAUCCCAGGAUCGCUUUGACGGGGAUCGAUCCCAGGAGGCCGGGAGACGAUCCCAGGAUCGAUUCGGUGGGGAUCGAUCCCAGGAACAGCGUGGGGAGCGAUCGCAGGAUCGGCUUGAUGGGGAUCGAUCCCAGGAGGCUGGGAGACGAUCCCAGGAUCGCUUUGACGGGGAUCGAUCCCAGGAAAGGCGUGGGGAGCGAUCCCAGGAGGCUGGGAGACGAUCCCAGGAGGCUGGGAGACGAUCCCAGGAUCGAGUACAGCUCGUUCGCCUCGAAGGUAAAGUCUUCUUGCUGCAGCAACAGCAGCAGCAAGUGCAGCAGCAGCAAAUGAAGCAGCAGCAAGUGCAGCAGCAGCAAGUUCAGCAGCAGCAAAUAGUAGAGACGAACAGCUGGGAGAACUCCCUGCAGCAGCAGCAGCAGCAGCAUCAGCAGCAGCAGCAGCACACAGCAGCAACGGCAUUCCAGAGGAGGAAACAAAGGCAGAUGAACACGACCACCAGCAUGCAGCAGCAUUGCAGCAGCAGCAGCAUUGCAGCAGCAGCAUUGCUGUAG
Molecule: messenger RNA, 1827 nt
Organism: Eimeria tenella
Lineage: Eukaryota; Apicomplexa; Conoidasida; Eucoccidiorida; Eimeriidae
Exons: 5
Coding region: 1-1827 (608 amino acids)
Source: RefSeq, a predicted model, not a curated record